Messenger RNA from Fusarium fujikuroi IMI 58289, 621 nucleotides. RefSeq lists its product as uncharacterized. Bases 1 to 621 code for a protein of 206 amino acids. NCBI's taxonomy places the organism in Eukaryota, Fungi, Ascomycota, Sordariomycetes, Hypocreales, Nectriaceae. The record is from RefSeq and is a predicted model, not a curated record. The transcript is spliced from 3 exons.
AUGUCUAGGGACAACAACUCCACCACUUUCUUGGAUAACAAUAGCCUUAUUUGUCCUAGCUCUAAUAUCCCUAGCUUCCAUACAACGGCCAGAGUAACAGCCAGAGCCGUGGUAAAGGCAGCUACUGCAACAGUCACAGAAACAGAAACAGAAACCUCAGUACUCAGAGAACAGAUUGAUUGUAUUCUCGACAAUGAAUACUCUCAUGUGAUGGUCGCAUUCGUCAUUGCCACUGGUCUCGCUGCUCUUGUAUCCAUCGCAACCAUCUUCAAUGUCGUCCGCAGUUUUUCAAAAGUCAAGGCCAGCAUGCCAAGUCCUGGAGACGACAAUGGACAUGGCCUGAACCUGUACGGUUGCUACAGGAAAACCCAGGUGCAUUUCAUCUUCAUCAUACUGUUUCUGCUCGGCUGCCUUGCCACCUUCACUCUAGCGACGGCCAAGCUCAUGUCGCUGGGCAGGAUAAAAGGUUCUGUAGACCUUUUGAGUAUUGUCUUUGCCGUCCAAGCCUUGACUUUUCUGUCUGCACUCUUGGCCAGCCGCUCUCUGAUGGAAAAUACCGUCACUAUCUUUGAAGGAAAAGAAGCAGACAUGGCGGUUAACGAGUGGGAUCCCAAGUUGUAG